This is a messenger RNA of Tupaia belangeri chinensis (Chinese tree shrew), 5261 nucleotides long. Its product is annotated as acyl-coenzyme A synthetase ACSM4, mitochondrial. Bases 1 to 1743 code for a protein of 580 amino acids. The record is from RefSeq and is a predicted model, not a curated record. Gene Ontology annotation, biological process: fatty acid biosynthetic process; acyl-CoA metabolic process. Gene Ontology annotation, molecular function: fatty-acyl-CoA synthase activity; fatty acid ligase activity. NCBI's taxonomy places the organism in Eukaryota, Metazoa, Chordata, Mammalia, Scandentia, Tupaiidae. The transcript has 13 exons. Gene Ontology annotation, cellular component: mitochondrial matrix.
AUGAAGAUUUUUUUCCGCUACCAGACGUUUAGAUUCAUCUGGCUCGCCAAACCAUCUGGCCGGCACUUUCACAGAAAUCACCAGCUUGGGGCACCUCUGACUCUUGCUGACUUGGAAGCCAUAAAUCGCUGUGAAAAGUUUUUGCCUAAGAACUUUAAUUUUGCUGGGGACGUGCUGGACCAAUGGUCUCAGAAAGAGAAGACAGGGGAGAGACCUGCCAACCCAGCCCUGUGGUGGGUGAAUGGGAAAGGGGAUGAGGUGAAAUGGAGCUUUGGAGAACUGGGGUCUUUGUCCCGAAAAGCUGCCAAUGUGCUCACCAAGCCCUGUGGACUGCAGAGAGGAGACCGAGUGGCUGUGAUUCUGCCCCGAGUCCCUGAGUGGUGGCUCAUAAAUGUGGCUUGCAUGCGCACAGGGCUUGUCUUCAUGCCAGGAACAACCCAGUUGACUGCAAAAGACAUCCUCUACCGACUGCAAGUGUCCAAGGCCAAGUGCAUCGUGGUCAGUGAGGAGGUAGCCCCGGCAGUAGAGUCCAUUGUGUCAGAGUGUCCCAACGUGAAGACCAAACUUCUGGUCUCGCCACACAGCCGUAAUGGGUGGCUCAGCUUCCAGGAGUUAUUUCGAUCUGCCUCUGAAGAGCACCACUGUGUGGAGACAGGAAGUCAAGAACCAAUGGCCAUUUAUUUCACCAGUGGGACCACAGGUUCUCCUAAGAUGGCCCUGCACUCUCAGAGCAGCCUCGGCAUUGGAUACACCCUUUGUGGAAGGUACUGGCUGGACUUGAAGUCCUCAGAUAUUAUAUGGAACAUGUCUGACACCGGCUGGAUCAAGGCUGCCAUUGGCAGUGUGUUUUCUUCCUGGCUUCAGGGAGCCUGCGUUUUUGUCCACCGAAUGGCCCAGUUUGACACUGACACCUUCCUAGAUACGCUCACCACUUACCCCAUCACGACCUUGUGCAGUGCACCCACUGUGUACCGGAUGCUUGUGCAAAAGGACCUUAAGAGAUAUAAGUUCAAGAAGCUGCGACACUGCUUGACAGGAGGAGAGCCACUCAACCCAGAAGUGCUGGAACAGUGGAAGGCACAAACUGGGCUGGAGCUGUAUGAGGGCUAUGGACAGACAGAAGUGGGAAUAAUUUGUGCCAAUCAGAAAGGACAAGAAAUUAAACCUGGCUCAAUGGGGAAAGGAGUGGUACCCUAUGAUGUUCAGAUUAUAGAUGAAAAGGGCAAUAUCCUACCACCUGGCAAAGAAGGAGAAAUUGCCCUCAAAAUAAAGACUACACGGCCCUUCUGUUUCUUCUCUGAAUAUGUGGACAAUCCAGAGAAAACUGCUGCCACCAUGAGAGGAAAUUUUUAUAUCACUGGAGACAGAGGCAUGAUGGACAGCGAUGGGUAUUUCUGGUUUGUCGGCAGAGCUGAUGAUGUCAUUAUAUCCUCUGGCUACCGCAUUGGGCCAUUCGAGGUGGAGAGCGCACUCAUUGAGCACCCAGCAGUGGUGGAAUCAGCUGUGGUCAGUAGUCCAGAUCCACUUCGAGGAGAGGUGGUGAAAGCUUUUGUUGUCUUAUCUGCACCCUUUAAAUUUUCCAACCUUGAGAAAUUAACUCUUGAGCUUCAAGAUCAUGUGAAAAAAUCAACUGCACCUUACAAAUAUCCAAGAAAGGUGGAAUUUGUUCAAGAACUCCCAAAGACAAUCACUGGGAAAAUCAAAAGAAAUGUUUUAAGAGACCAAGAAUGGGGACGAGCAUAGCCUGAAAGAAAAUCCAGGGAUUAAGUAGUAGCGUGGUUGCUUUGUUUCAGUACUUGCUUCCUGAUUAUUGAGUGACAAUUUUAAAAAUGCUUAAGACUUUUCUUGGUUGAAAAGUGGGGAUUUUUAGUACUUAAGCCAAACACUAAUAAGUAAAUAAAUAUCUAAAAAUAUUGGGGAAGGAAACUGUUAUAAUGACCAAAUUGACAAUAAAGACUGAUUUCUGUAGUGUUUAAAAUAGCAGGGAUCAAAUGAUUACUUAGAAUACACACAAUGAAUCUGUAUUUAUCUUGUACCUGAAUAAUCUGAAAUAAAGAACUAUUCUAAGAGAAAUGUUCAAAAUAGAAUUUCUUUUGCUUAACAUCCUAUGAAAUCAAUACUUCAAGGUAGAUUAAAAUACUAAUGUUAAGAUGGAGAAUAUAAGUAAUUCAAAAGCCAGCAAGUUAAUUUAAUUAAAUCAAGUACUGUUCACAAUACCUCAUUCUGAAGUAUACUCACCAGAGUAUCUGAAACUUGGAAUACUCAGGGGUAUUAAUUAUUAAAAGGAAUUAAUAAAUUUUUAAUAUCUUUUGUUAGAAUCACAUAUAUGACUGUUUUAAUACAUCGCUUGAUAUAUAAAAAUGUUUUAUGACACGAAUACUACAAGUCAAGAGAUUUACCAAGAGGGAGAAAUAAACAGUACAGAACACCAAUUUCUAGGGAGCAAAUUUAUUUUAAUUUUUCUGAAAAUACCAGGAACUAUGAAAACCAAGCUGAAAAUCUGGCCAUACCAAAAACAAAAUACAAAUAAAAAUAGUAUUUCAGAAUCAUGUCUAACUUUGGAGGAACAUGUUUUAAAAUAUCAAGUUCAACACUCUUCUAUAGAGCAAAACAAGUUUACUAAAUCACAAUACUGGAGUUUUUUUUUUUUUUUAAUUUAUUUUUUUUUUUUUUUUUUUUUUAAUAAAAAGCUAAAAGAAAAAAGAACACUCAAUUCCCAUCCUGGAAUCUUGUCAUUUAUAAAAUAUACUCAGACAACUGUGAAAGUAAACAACUAAUAAACCUGAAAACAAAGUUUUCAAUAAAAGUCCAGAUUCCAAUGGAACACAGUACUGUACAGCUGGGGAAAAGAAGCUUUUACUCCAAGCCUUACCAGAUACAAAUAAAUACAAAAGUCAAUUAAAAACAAAAUAUAAAAUUAAAAUCAUUCUGGAGUAGCAGCUUCACAAAGCAAAAGAAACUCAGUUCCACAGAGUAUAUGUUCUGUAGGUAUUUGGUGAAUUUUAUUCCCAGCGUCCCUUUGUCUUGCACUAAGAAAAUAAAAGUAGCUUUGUCUUGGACCAAGUCCACUGAAGGCACCAAAUUCUUUCCUCCCUGUUCCUCCAAAUGAUCUUAACAGUACUCUGGAGAUCAUUUCGAGUUGACUUCAUUUUAAAUAUCUGAUGAUAUACAACCAAGUUUCAUCCCCAUUUGCAUUAACAAGGUCCUGCCUAUUCUGGUCUCUCCCAAAUCUUUCUGGUCUGGUUUAACAAGCAGAACCACCAGCUAGAAUGACAGAAAUCUAUUCCUAUGUUCACUAGCCACUAAAUAAGCAUAGUCAAUUGUGUGGGAAGCCCUAACAUUUAUACAACUUAUCUUUAAAACUUAAGAAUAAACCGUUCUCUAAAAGUUAUUAUCUUUAAAGUGCCUUAAUAGGCUCAUUCUGAAGUUUAUUUUGCAGCCCUUGUGGGUGUCUGUCUUUUUUAAUCAUUUUAUCCAGGAUGAGCACUGAAAACACUUUGAAAUUCAGGAAACCCUCACAAUACGAAUGUGAGCACUAUGUUGAAGAUACUCUUAUUUUGAAGAAAUCCAACGAUGGCCAAAUUCCUUCUCUUCUCUGACAAAAUUUCAGGCAGAAAAUUUAGAGAAAUCCUUAUCUUGGCAUAUCUUAGUACUGAAAAAAGGAGGGGAAAUGCUAUUUAAUUUGGUUGUGUUCUUCCAGGUAGGUUUCAGUAGGAUUUGAGACUACUUAGAUUCUUUCAUUCUCCUUCUCAACUGGCUGAAGAAACAUUUUGAGUUUUUUUGGCGAUGUGAUUGUUCUAAAAUCAGUUUCCUUUUCAAUUUAAGACUCUUGUCACUUAAAGAAAUAUUUUUUCUUUGGGAUCUUGCAGAAACUUACUCACUUAUUCAGGCAAUGAUAUAUAUUUAACUGCUAAUUAAGCUAGUUUUCAUAGCCCUUCUUCAUUUUCAAUGCACUGAGCAAAAUCUGGCCUACUACUUUUGUGUAAAUGCUUUGGCCAUUCACGUUUCAGCUCAUGUAUUCUACUGAAAACUCUUCCUCUGAUAACCUCUAGAUUUCUGGAUGUUAGAGAUUUGUGUAUUCUUUGUCCAAUUUUACUUUGGGGUUUGUUUGUUUAACAUUCUUGCAUAAACAGGUCUUCAAUCAAGUUAACCAUUUUUGAAGCAUUAUUCAGAACUUUCUUUAUUUUAUCCCUAAGAUUUUUGUUUUCUUAUAGGGAGAGUGGGGAGCAAACAGAUAUUCUGAUUGGGUCUCACCAUGUCAUGAUGCUCCUGCUCCAGCCUCCUCUCCAGCCAUAGGCACAAGCCACUGUACCAAGCCCACCUAGACUGGUCAAGGGACCAAACCCACGCCUCCCAUUCAGAACCAAUCUCACGCAGCAGCACCGUACCAAUGAUGCCAACACAACUGGGCCACUCCCAAGUUUUUGCUAUCAGCAGCAUGCUACUAUAAUGUCAACAUUUUUUAUAAGGCAAAACUUGUCAUGCAGUCAACCACUGUGGGGUACCAGGAGUACAGAUAACAGAACUUUGGUUUUCAGAUAUAAAGACACAACAUUAAAUAUACAUUUGCCUUUGUUUCAGGAGACUCCUAAUAGCAGAAAAAGUAUUUUUAAAUUUCACUAUCAUUUAUAGAACUUACAAAUGCUAUAGGAUGACAAAUACUUGUGCAAUCUGGUGACUUGUCAAUCCAGAGGAAGAAGCUGCUGCUUUUCAGCUAAUUACACAAAAUCUCUUUAGCAUAUUGUGACAUGUCAUCAGUAAGUCAACUCACUAAACUGGAAAUAAAGUCUUUUCAACUUCUUGGACUGUUUCUUGUGCUAACAUUCUAUUGCUGGUAUUACUAAGUUCUUGCCAACUAUGUAAAAAUUUCCUUUUUUGGGAUAAAUUCUGCUACUAAAGAAUUUGCUUCUUAAGCCUUUUCACUCAAUGUGCUAUUUUUAAACAAAAGCUUUGCUGUUUUGAUAUUUUGAAAGGCCUUUAAAACAAUCAACAUCCUUACUUGUGUAAUGGCUAUGAUUUACAGUUAGCUGUAGCAAUUGCUAAAUUUGUAAGCUGCAUGGCCAGACACUGCACAAAGGACAAUUAAGACUACAAGUCCAAAUAAAAUCCUUGAGAAGUAGCUUUCAUUAUAAAGAAUUUCUUUGUGUCUCCUGUACGAGGGUAUGCUGAGUAACUCAGAUUAGAAUUCUUCCUUCCUAAUCUUAUCAGAAACAUGUGUAAGUCUCUGCCUACAGCGGUCCUCUUCUAUUUCACAUCUUGCC